AGUCCUAUCCUGCACACCUGGUUCUCCUUCGUCGAUCGGUUUUACCGCGGCAAAGGUGUACUACGCACUCUGAAGAUGGUAGCCACUGACCAGUUAGUAAUGGCCCCGGUCACGAUCUGUUGCAUCAUUGGAUUGGUUGGAUUCACCCGAAAUUGGGAUGUGAAGGAGGCCAAGCAAUCCAUCUCCUCAUCCUAUGUGGAUACCGUACUGACUAACUACAAGAUUUGGCCCGCAACGCAGUUCAUCAACUUCUCGUUUGUGCCACUGCACUUGAGGUUGUUUGUGGUCAACUUUUUUGCCCUCUUCUGGAAUAUUUAUCUCUCUAACGUCACCAGAAGUCAGGCGAAGGAGGACGUUGCCGUCUCUCCUUUCUCCACCUCCGAGAUGCGCUGA
This is a messenger RNA of Dibothriocephalus latus, 393 nucleotides long. The record is from the annotation of a GenBank genome assembly. NCBI's taxonomy places the organism in Eukaryota, Metazoa, Platyhelminthes, Cestoda, Diphyllobothriidea, Diphyllobothriidae.